GCUCAUGAGGUCAUGGUGGAGCCGGUUGAAUGGGCGUAUGAGAACUUGGAGACAGCAACUAAGGGGCAGCUUUCUUCAAUGGCUGACUACCUAGCCAGAAAGGGACUUAUCUACAGCAUACGGGAGUUUGACCUGGUCAUUAAUCUGCCAAUGCGUGGUGGAGGUGCGCGACGUGUGUCCUCCUUUGUGACCCAGGGAUAUCGUACCCGUCGUAUGGCUGUGGACUUCUCUGUCCCCCUUGUCACUGAUGUCAAGUGCGCCAAGUUAUUGGUCGAGGCUUUGCGUCUGAUUGGAGGAGCACCUGACAUCAAGACUCACGUUGAUUGUGUCACAUCUCGCAGGAUUGUCAAGCUUCCAGGACUCAUUGACAUUCACGUGCAUGUCAGAGAACCAGGUGCUACUCAUAAGGAGGACUGGACAUCUUGUACAGCUGCAGCCCUUGCUGGCGGAGUGACCCUUAUUUGUGCCAUGCCCAACACUCAACCUCCAGUGACAGAUGUGGCUGCUUUCUCAUUCACUAAGGAGCUUGCAAGUAGAGGUGCCAGGUGUGACUAUGCAAUCUUUGUGGGAGCAUCAUGUGACAAUCACUCCUCUGUGGCCGAGUUGGCCCCGCGAGCAGCAGCACUCAAGAUGUACCUCAAUGAAACCUUCUCAUCACUUACUCUAGAUGAUACAACAACAUGGCUAAAGUUAAAGUUCCGAAAUGUGCGCCUUUUUGCGGCAUUGUUUGAAUGCCCAGCGUGGGUUAUCAGGUUCCAGCGUGACUAUUUGCCUGUUAUGCCACACGCUUGGCCACAGGGAAGCUUCCUGAAUGUCAUUCAGUCCCCCUACAGCCCAGAUUUGGCUCCCUUCGACUUCUGGCUUUUCUCAAAGCUAAAAUCGCUGUUGAAAGGGAGGAGAUUUCAGACCGUGGACGAGAUUAAGGAGAAUGUGACGAGGCAGCUGAUGAAGAUCCCGAAAGAGGACUUUGCAGACUGUUUUGAAAAGUGGAAGGGACGCUGGGAGAAGUGUGUGAGGUUCCAAGGGGGGUACUUUGAAGGGGACUAA
Molecule: messenger RNA, 1047 nt
Organism: Homarus americanus (American lobster)
Lineage: Eukaryota; Metazoa; Arthropoda; Malacostraca; Decapoda; Nephropidae
Product: CAD protein-like
Exons: 9
Biological process (GO): purine nucleobase catabolic process
Cellular component (GO): cytoplasm
Molecular function (GO): nucleic acid binding; allantoinase activity
Source: RefSeq, a predicted model, not a curated record